CAAGUCGGUUCACAGCUUUACAUCCUCAAACAUCAGCAGCAUCUACAACCAACGUACCAAAGAUGGCCAAGUACAUCACAGACCUGGAUGUGUCUCUGAAUGCAGCUGAGGAGCAGGAGCUUGCAGCUCGAGGUUUCAGCAAAAUCAACGUUGACCUGAACCUUGGAGCUGGAGGAAACAAGAUCUUCCUCUGGUACAUGAAAGGAGACAUCGGCGCCGUCACCCAGGUUCAGUUCACCUUCAGUGAUUCCAUGGCUGUGGGGCUGACCGGAGCAGGAUUUCAGAAGAUUCCCAAAAAUCUAAAUGAAGGAGCUUUUGGGAAUGACAUCUAUAUUUGGUUCAUCAGAGGUUCCACCAAUGUUCCUAUAGUAGAGAUGGAUGUCACCACAAGGCCAGAUGAUGAGGCCAGGAAGAUCACCCUGGGCUGGGAAAGAUCGGCCUGCGACCUGAAUCGAUACGCCACCGGAUACCGAAUCCACGCCUGGGUGAAGAGGGAGAGUAAGACCUACAUCUCUGAGGUCACUGCCACUGAUUCCUUUGGCUUGGAUGCUGAACUUUUCAAGAAAGGCUACAUCCGUAUUGAUGAAAAUGUGAACAGGGAAACGCUUGGAAGCCCCGUGUUCAUCUGGUUCUACCUGACCACCGACCCCAAACAAGCCCUCAACAGUCUGGGAAUCUCCACCAAUAAUGAUGAGUAUCAGAGCCUCCAGCAGCAGGAAUACACCCCAGUGAGCGUCAACCUGAAUGAGGGUAACGGUGGCAACCUGGUGUACCUGUGGUUUAAGAAGGACAAGGUCAAUCGUCCAAUUCAGGCCGUCAGUGUGCUGGUCAACACAGCUGUGGAUCCGUUCAAGAAGGCCGGAGUUCAGGUCAUCGAAAGAAACCUCAACUCAGGCACUUUUGGGGCCAUCGUGUACCUGUGUUACUACCCAUGAAGACCAGGGUGACCUCUGACACAUCAAACAUGUGACCAGAUGAUUUCUGUGUCACUUUACAAUUAGUUUAAUCGUCAAAAGUUAAUCUAUAACUCUGAUCAACAUUAUCACCAAAUCUAUGGAGGGUUCAUGUAAAAUCAGUCAAAACUACUGUUAACCUUCUUUAUAUGAAAUGUGAACGAUUUUACACUGUGAUUUACUGCCUUUAAAUAAAUUUUACUUGCAUCCAAA
This is a messenger RNA of Sphaeramia orbicularis (orbiculate cardinalfish), 1166 nucleotides long. RefSeq lists its product as uncharacterized. The record is from RefSeq and is a predicted model, not a curated record. Lineage: Eukaryota; Metazoa; Chordata; Actinopteri; Kurtiformes; Apogonidae. The coding region runs from base 63 to 935 and encodes 290 amino acids. The transcript has 2 exons.